GUUUAGGUGAGCCUAACCCAGCCCAAAUGGUGGGCCCACGGGGGUGGCAUUUCAACUAGGGGCCCAAAGUUAUUUUUCUGACUUUCCCUUCCGGAGUGCUAAAGCAAAUUUUCUCACAGUUUCUCACUUGCCAAACGGAGGCGAGGUUUCCCCAGGGGAAAAAAAUGGAGAAGAUGAACCACGCAUUCGAGAGGGUUAAGAUUCUAGUUGGAAUGGAGGUGGAUGACGACCAAAACGUCGCCGCACCACCUGAUGAUGGCCCAUUCUCUUUCAUGGAUGACUUCAAUCGCGACUGCACUUUGUCCACCAAACAGAGAUUUUAUGGUUUUGCCAUAUGCUUGGCUGCUGGUUUAACUUGUACACUCUUGUCAAUGCUUGUUUUCUUCAAUCCAAUCAAGUUCGGGAUAACAUUCACCUUUGGCAAUUUGCUUGCACUUGGGAGCACAGCAUUCCUCAUAGGCCCAAAACGGCAAGUGACCAUGAUGCUUGACCCUGUUCGUAUUUAUGCAACAGCCAUAUACCUUGCAAGUAUAAUAAUUGCCUUGUUUUGUGCUCUCUAUGUUCGUAACAAGUUAUUGACACUCUUGGCAAUCAUGUUAGAGUUUGGUGCACUAAUUUGGUACAGUUUAAGCUACAUCCCCUUCGCGAGGUCCAUGGUUUCAAAGAUCAUGGUUUCUUGUUUUGACACAGAAUUUUGAGGUGAUGUAUGGUGAUUGAAAGACCCUAGAGAUGAAUACGAUUCAGUGAAGACCCAUAUGGCUGUUCCGUGGGUUGCGGACAGAGGUUGUUCCAACUUAAUCAAACCAAAACAUGAACUGAAAGACUAAUUCUCUCUGUAUAAAUCACUCGUUGAGCUUCAUAGUUUUCUUUCUUUUA
This is a messenger RNA of Vitis vinifera (wine grape), 876 nucleotides long. RefSeq lists its product as uncharacterized. The transcript has 6 exons. NCBI's taxonomy places the organism in Eukaryota, Viridiplantae, Streptophyta, Magnoliopsida, Vitales, Vitaceae. Gene Ontology annotation, biological process: vesicle-mediated transport. Bases 165 to 698 code for a protein of 177 amino acids. The record is from RefSeq and is a predicted model, not a curated record. Gene Ontology annotation, cellular component: membrane.